AUGGCUGGACAGAAGAUUUGGCUGCGCGCUGAGACUAAGCCCGCCGAGGCUCGGUCUGCUCUGACCCCGACCACCUGCAAAGCAUUGAUGGAUGCCGGGUAUGAGGUGACUGUCGAGCGCUCUACCCAGCGUAUUUUUGAUGAUGACGAGUUCGCCCAGAUUGGUGCUCCUCUCGUCGAAGAGGGCUCGUGGGUCAAAGAUGCUCCCAAGGACGCAGUUGUCCUGGGUCUCAAGGAGCUGCCCGAGGAUGACUUCCCGCUGGAGCACGUCCACGUUACUUUCGCCCACUGCUACAAGCAGCAGGGUGGCUGGGAGAAGGUUCUUAGCCGUUGGCCUCGUGGCAAGGGUCUUCUGCUGGACUUGGAGUUCCUCACUGACGAGGUUGGCCGCCGUGUUGCGGCGUUCGGUUUCUCGGCCGGUUAUGCUGGCUCCGCAUUGGCUAUCAAGACUUGGGCUUGGCAAUUGACUCACCCCGAGGGUGAGGUCCUCCCCGGUGAGACCCCUUAUGCCAACCAGGACCUGCUUAUUGCGUCGGUGAAGGAGAGCGUUGAGGCCGGUAAGAAAGUGGCCGGUCACUACCCCAGGAUUCUUGUCAUUGGAUCGCUUGGACGCUGUGGUAAGGGUGCUGUCCAGCUCGCCAAGGACGUUGGAAUCCCCGAUUCCAACAUUAUACAGUGGGAUAUGGCGGAGACCAAGAAGGGUGGCCCCUUCACUGAAAUUGUUGAGAGUGACAUUUUCGUCAACUGCAUUUACCUGAGCUCUCCUAUUCCUCCAUUUGUGAACGUUGAGACCCUGUCUGCCUCCAACCGGGCUCUGUCCGUUGUUUGCGACGUCAGCGCUGACACUACCAACCCCCACAACCCCAUUCCGAUCUACGACAUCACCACCACCUUUGAUAAGCCUACCGUGCCCGUCAAGCUGCCCGCUAGCACCCAGGGCCCGCCUCUCAGCGUGAUCAGCAUCGACCACCUGCCCUCUCUGCUUCCUCGCGAGAGCUCUGAGCAGUUCAGCGCAGCCCUUCUGCCUAGCCUUCUCCAGCUGAAGGACCGCAGCACUGCCCGUGUGUGGGCUCAGGCUGAGGACCUGUUCAAUGAGAAGGUUGCUACUCUACCCGAGUCGCUGCGCCCUUAA
Messenger RNA from Penicillium canariense, 1131 nucleotides. It is a transcript of the gene lys1, whose product is annotated as saccharopine dehydrogenase (NAD+, L-lysine-forming). The record is from RefSeq and is a predicted model, not a curated record. NCBI's taxonomy places the organism in Eukaryota, Fungi, Ascomycota, Eurotiomycetes, Eurotiales, Aspergillaceae. Gene Ontology annotation, molecular function: saccharopine dehydrogenase (NAD+, L-lysine-forming) activity. Gene Ontology annotation, cellular component: cytoplasm. The transcript has 8 exons. The coding region runs from base 1 to 1131 and encodes 376 amino acids.